Messenger RNA from Ricinus communis (castor bean), 1279 nucleotides. Its product is annotated as thiamine phosphate phosphatase-like protein. The transcript has 4 exons. NCBI's taxonomy places the organism in Eukaryota, Viridiplantae, Streptophyta, Magnoliopsida, Malpighiales, Euphorbiaceae. Bases 192 to 1067 code for a protein of 291 amino acids. The record is from RefSeq and is a predicted model, not a curated record. Gene Ontology annotation, molecular function: phosphatase activity.
UUGAUGAAAAUUGACUAACCACUAGGCUACCGUUAAUUGUGGUUUUUAAAUAGGGUAUGACACAAUUAUGUCCACUACAUGUACAUGCACCAUGUUUCUAGUGGUUUCUAAGCUGUAAUCAAUUUGAUUAAUACCCAAUAUAAGUAUCCCUCUUUAAUUCCUUGACACAGGCACACUCACUCUCCAUUUGUAUGCAUGCAAAAAUCAGCAGGUGUGGUGGUGCAAUGGCAAGAGUAGUGGUGGUUUUCGACUUUGACAAGACACUUAUUGAUUGUGAUAGCGAUAAUUGGGUUGUUGAACAGCUUGGCGUUGAUGACACCUUUCUUCACCUCCUCCCUACGUUGCCCUGGAACUCUCUCAUGGACCAAAUGAUGAUCGAGAUUCACUCCCGCAAAAAGACAAUUCAGGAUAUUGCUGAGUGCUUGAGGCAGGUUCCACUGCAUCCCAGGAUUAUCUCAGCAAUUCAAUCGGCUCAUGCUUCUGGGUUUGAUUUGAGGAUAGUAAGUGAUGCAAACACCUUCUUUAUUGAGACAAUCUUGAAACAUUAUGGGUUGAUGGACUGCUUCUCUGAGAUUUAUACAAACCCAACUUAUGUUGAUACAGAAGAAAGGCUUAGAAUCUCACAGUACCAUGAUCCCAGAACAUCUUCGCAUGGCUGCACCAUCUGCCCUCCUAAUAUGUGCAAGGGUAUAGUGAUGGAUAGGAUCAGAGCUUCUGUUUCUGCUGAAGGAGGAAAAAAACGUUUCAUUUAUGUUGGUGAUGGAAGUCCUGAUUUCUGCGCGACAUUAAAGCUUAAAGAAGAAGAGUUUGUAAUGCCAAGGAAAGAUUUUCCGCUAUGGGAAUUCAUUUGUAGCAAUAAAAACCUUAUAAAGGCAAAAAUUCUAGAAUGGAGUGAUGGAGAGGAGCUAGGCACAAGACUGCUGAGUUUAAUCAAUACCAUCUUAAUUGAAGAGAAGUGCAGUGUAAGAACUGAUCUAGUUGUCGUUCCAGUUGACUGUAAGUUUCAGACAGGUUCAAUCUCUUCGCAUGAUUCAUAUACCAGAGACGUCCUACAAGUUCCCCGCUAGAAUUGGGGAGAACUUUUCCAUCUUGGUUGGCUAGUUGUAGUAGUAAGAGCACUGCUACUAUAGGAACUUUGUUGGCAAUAAAUUAUAGUAGAGAUUAAAUUUGCUCUUAAGAUCUCUUAUUCAUGGUGGGAUUAUAUGUAAAUUCACUGUCACUAUCACUGUCAUUUAAUUGCAAUGAUUUUCCUGAGAAAGUAACUCCGCUGAUUCACACA